Messenger RNA from Antechinus flavipes (yellow-footed antechinus), 1301 nucleotides. RefSeq names its product glycine N-acyltransferase-like. NCBI's taxonomy places the organism in Eukaryota, Metazoa, Chordata, Mammalia, Dasyuromorphia, Dasyuridae. Gene Ontology annotation, molecular function: glycine N-acyltransferase activity. The coding region runs from base 187 to 1143 and encodes 318 amino acids. Gene Ontology annotation, cellular component: mitochondrion. The record is from RefSeq and is a predicted model, not a curated record. The transcript is spliced from 5 exons.
CUGGUCAACAGCUUAGAGCCUUAUGGGCCGCUCAGGAACAGAGAGCGUUGGAGAGCCGCUCCUGGCAUGGAGUCUCACUGAGUAAGGGCCAUCCAAGGGGGCUCUCUUUUUACUUAUUCCUGUCUGUCUUUCUCCUUCUUCCCUUUUUGUUAUUACUCAGACAGCUAAGCUGAGCAUCUGCCCAAGAUGCUCCUUCUCCGUAGCUCCCAGAUGCUCCAGACACUGGAAAGAGCCUUGAGGAAGGACAUCCCUGAGUCUAUAAAGGUUUAUGGCACCAUCUUCCAUAUGAACCAGGGGAAUCCUUUCAAGCUGGAGGUAUUGGUGGACAGGUGGCCAGAUUUUAAAACUGUCAUUGUCCGGCCUCAAGUGCAGGAUAUGACAGAUGAUUUUGAUCCCUAUACUAACACCUACCAAGUUUAUUCCAAGGAUCUCCAGAAUUGUCAGGAAGCCCUCAAGUCUUCAGAUGUCAUCAAUUGGAAACAACAUUUGCAGAUUCAAGGUUUGCAAUCUGGCUUGAAUGAGGUGAUAAGUAAUGUCGCGGUGGAAAAAUCAGUUCAGGUCAAGAUGACGAAUCGCAAUCUCUAUUUGAUUUCUGAAACAAUGAAUAGAUAUGCGCCUCCCCAGCAAAAUAUGGAUCAAUCACUUGCCAAAACUGAAAAGCCAAAAAAAGAUAUUAACACAGAGAUAUUUAAGAUGUCCUCCCUGGACAUUGAGCACGCUGCUUUAGUGAACAGCCUCUGGAGUUUUGGGGGGAACGAGAAGAGCCUGAAGUUCAUCCAACGCUGCAUCCGGCACUUCCCCAGCUACUGCCUGCUGGGGCCCCAGGGCACUCCGGUGUCGUGGGACCUAAUGGACCAGACCGGGGAACUGAGGAUGGCCGGGACUCUGCCCGAGUACCGAGGCCUGGGGCUCAUCUCGCACAUCAUCUACCACCAGAUCCAGGCUCUGGACAAACUGGGCUAUCCCAUGUACUCCCACAUCGAUAAGGACAAUCAGCCCAUGCAGCGGAUGAGCCAGACCAUGAAGCAGAGGUGUGCGCCCUGCCACUGGCAGCAGUGGGACUGCAAGCCCGACGGGGGCUCGGCCCCGAAGGAGAGCGAGAGCCCGGGGCAGGCGGAGAGCAAGGCGGCCGGCUCCUCCUGAGCGCGCAGGCUGCUCCUCCGGCGAGACCCGGGGAGACCGAGGCAUCUUUCACCGACGACCCUUACUGUAGACCAGCAGACUUAAGUAGAACGCUCUGAUUUCCUUGUUUAAAUCUUAUCAUGGCACGUUUCAUGUAAUUAUAGCCAUGAAGAAGUUAA